AUGACCAUAAAUCUUAAUAAUGUUUUCAUCUGUGUUGUAGAUAUUUUUUUAUUAAUCCUAAAAUUAUAUGGAGAGUCGCCAAGAGCUUAAGAGGGAAGGAAGUGACAAAACAGAGAGUCUCAUAAAGGAGGAAAAAGAUAAGAUUUUCCUGGACUGCGGGGGGUUGACAGAAGGAGCCCGGUGGACAGGCAGCCAGUUGGCGAGGAAAUGUCUGUCAAACUACAAUUAUUUUUCUAAAGGAAAAGAAAAGAAUAUAUACUUCAUUUCCUUUAAGCUGCGACAGUUGGCGGCUUAGUCUACAAGUAGUUGUGAGUGCUGGGGUAGUGCAGUACUUUGGGUAGUACUGCUGGAGGUGAGAUUUAGCCAUUACUGUCCACAUUACUUUAUAAUAUUAACACUGAUCAAAGUACUGGGAGGUAACAGGACGAAACUCAUCAUAAAACUCAAUGUUAAGCUGAGUAAAGCCUCCCCCCCCCCUUUACUGUCUAUUUGUUUGUCCUUACGUGAGGGUUAAAUGAGACGAGCUGCUGGUGGACAGUAACGAUCAAUACAGCGGUAAUGUCUCCUCAGUGUUAUGGUAGUACAGACGUCUUAAUGAUCAACACGUUUAUAACUUGUGUGCUUAUAUAGUUAAUUAAUUUACAAGUGGAGUUCUUAUAAUUAACAAACUCGUAACUACUUAAUGGAUAUAAUUAUGUUCACUUAUGUUCAUUAUAGGUAAUGUUCACUUAAUGUUUACUAUACGUAAUGUUCAAUUAAUGUUCACUUAUGUUCACUAUAAGUAAUGUUCACUUAAUAUUCACAAAAGGUAAACUUCACUGUUCGUAUGCAUUGGAUCACGGUAGGAAAAGCAAGAUGGCGGUGGAUAGAGGGAAUGUGUUGCUAGCCACUACCUUCUUUUGUGUGCUAAUGCUGCAACACUACCUUCAGGAGCUGCCGUUUGGGUGUUCCCCUUCGCCAUGCAAUGACUCCACCCACACAGUGUCCAGCAGGCCUUCUGUACACGACCAUCACCCUCAUGCAGGCAGGUGUGAGGGUCGGGGGCAGGAAGGGGACGUCCUCACAGGAGCGCUACACCAACGGGUCGUGAGGAGAGCGGGUGACAAUUUAAGGGUGAACAUGACAGGACCAUCAUGGCAGCCGUGGCGAGAGGAUGACCCAGGGAGCCCGUGUGUCAACUAUGAGACCAGGUUGGGUGGUGGCAUGGCUCGCGUGUGGCUGGUGUCCUUCCCCUGCUCUGGCAACACCUGGACACGCUACCUGCUGGAGGCGGUGACGGGGAUCUUCACAGGGUCUUUCUACAACGACGAUUUUCUCUAUAAGUCCGGGAUGCUGGGGGAGGAGGAGAAGGUAGACAGUGGGAGGACGUUGGUGCAGAAGAUCCACGGCGCUAUGAUGAAGACAACAUAUCCUUACGACCUCCUGAUUCGCCACUCCUUCUUCGACCACCGCCUACCUACCAUACUGCUGCUUCGUAACCCUGCUAGAGCAAUCAUCUCCUACUGGAAGCUACUCAUUCUUCAGGACAGAGGUGGACACACAGGUGACCUCCCGCCCGAACAGUUCCUCAGCAAAGAUUUCCAUGAUUUCGUUGAGACUUAUGUUUCACACUGGGAGGUGAUCGCGACAGACAGGCUGUUAUGGAGCUCAGGACCUCUGUAUGUGCUGCACUACGAACACCUGCUGCACAACACCACCCACCAUCUUCGUCACCUCCUCCACUUCCUCAGGGUACCAGUGAACGAGGAUCGGCUGGCCUGCGUCUCCUCACACCUGACUGGACCCUUCAAACGCUCCAGCAACAAAGACUUCGAUCCCUUCACCACCCAGGAGAAGAUUAUCAUGUCCACUGUCGUCAGGAGGGUCACCCGUCUCCUGUUACUUCUGGAUUACCCUCCACCUCCUGUCUAUGAGUGGUUGUCCUAGCUGUCUGUCUAUCCUAGCUGUCUGUCUGUCCUAGUGAUGCUCCUGUCUACGAGUGGUUGUCCUAGCUGUCUGUCCUAGUGAUGCUCCUGUCUACGAGUGGUUGUCCUAGCUGUCUGUCCUAGUGAUGCUCCUGUCUACGAGUGGUUGUCCUAGCUGUCUGUCCUAGUGAUGCUCCUGUCUACGAGUGGUUGUCCUAGCUGUCUGUCCUAGU
Molecule: messenger RNA, 2137 nt
Organism: Homarus americanus (American lobster)
Lineage: Eukaryota; Metazoa; Arthropoda; Malacostraca; Decapoda; Nephropidae
Product: WSC domain-containing protein 1-like
Exons: 9
Coding region: 769-1926 (385 amino acids)
Molecular function (GO): sulfotransferase activity
Source: RefSeq, a predicted model, not a curated record